AGAGCAGCAGAGCACCAUGUCGUCGUCAACAUCAUCCACGUCCACGUCUAGCGCGAAACUGGAACACCAGCAGCACCAUUCGAAGCCCAUACUGAGUCCAACACGAUCCCUGGACGAAGGUUUCGAAAGUGAUCCGGAUCGGGUUUCCACCGAUUCAGAGCAUCAGACAAGUGGAACUGCCAGUGGCAGUGCCGCCAGCAGCAGCAGCAGCAGCAGUAACCAUAACAAUGCCAGCAAGUUGGCGCAACUCAGUUCGGCGGCCACUGGCGGCGCCUCCUCCACUGGCGCGGAGAAGCCAGCACUAGCAACGGGGAACAGCAGUGGAGGAGCAACCACCACAUCAGGCAGCAACUCGGCCAGGGGAGCCCUCUCUCUGGCCGCACCCCAGCUGCAGCGACGCGAAUACUUCAAGGAUCAGCAGAAUAGCCAGCAGGUGGGCAUGGCCAAGGCACGACAGAUCAUUGUCCAGCAGCAGCAGCAGCAGCAGCAACAGCAGCAGCAGCAGACACUGCCGCACCAGCCACGGCUGCAGUACCAGAAGCAGCGACAGCCCCUCGUGCCCAGUGCCGCCUCCAGUGUCCACAAUCAUCGCAUGACCCACGGAGGACCCAGCUCCGGUUCGGGCGGAGUCGGUGUGGGCCAGGGCUCUGCCGGAGCUGUGUCCGUCACGAGCGGAUUUCGUCGCGGACGUCGCCUCCAUUUGGCAGCCCAUAAUCCAGCACGAUCCGGACUGCGCUCCCAUUCGGUGGAUGCCAUUGCCAGACAUCGCCAUGGCUACGAUCCCAGCAGCCUGAUCCUCAAGCACGACGGCAACGGGAAUGUGAGCAGCUGCUCCAGCCCCAAUGGAGGACCGGUACCGACCAGAAUGCUCAACUACAAGAGCCCGGCCGGAGGCAGCUCCCCGGGAACAGCGGCCGGACAGGCUCUCCUCGUCCAGCCCAUCUCCAGUGCCACAUUAUCACCUUUGGUGGCGGCUGGCGUCGAUGUGGUGGACGGAGGCGGUUCCUCCCCGGUGAUUGCCUCGGCCACCCACAGCCUGUACACAUUCUAUCCGGCGGAGGGUAAUCUGCAGGUGUGGCAGACGGAGUGCGGCGAUCUAACCUACAAGUCAUCCAGGAAUAUGCAUCAGCUGCACAAGGCGCCCGUGUGCUGGACACAGUCGAUACCACGACAGGCCAGAAGGUACAUAACACCAGCAGCGGCGGCCACGGCAACGGCAACAACAUCCGUCACAUCAUCGACGGGCAACGGCACCAAUCUGGCUGUCUAUCCCACGGCCACGGCCCAGGUAUAUCGAUCCAACAACGGACUGGAUGUCCUGGACUGUGCCGGACUGGAGCAUCACGGCAAUGGGACAACCACCAUGACAACGUCUGGCAGCUCUGGCACAGGCUUCUCCCAGCGGCUCAGGGAGCUGGCAGCAUCCGCGGGUCUGCUCUCCCUGAAGCCACGUCAGCCCCUGAAGCCGGUCAUCAAAACACGCGGCUCCCCGGGACCAGAGUUCCCCAAGAAGGUCACCUUUAGUGCCUUUGCCACAGUGCAGGUGGUGUGAGGGGGCGACGGAGUCGGAGGACAGUGGGUCUAGCGUGGCAUCUGUGCAGGCACAGAGCAAGUUCCGUCUUGCACUUGUUAACCGUUAUUUGUUGUUGUUGUUUGUAAUCAUUGUUGCUGUUGUUAAAUGUUUAGCCAAAACUAUGGGAACUGGAAGAGGAAGCGAAACUGGAACUGGAACUGGAAUUUUUAUAGGAAUACAAAUCCAGAAAAAUCUUCAAAACAUAAGAGAAAAGAAAAUGUUUGUGCCAUGACUGUGGCUUGAAAAAUAAUUGUCGAAAUAGAAAUGAAAUUAUAUAACAAUAUAUUGAAUGUGUAUGCCCCAUAGCUGGAAUAAUACCUCAAAGGCAAACCCCUAAAACGCACACUCUCUCUCUUUCUAUUUCACCCCACAUGAUAUAUCCCUCAUAAUUCCAUAGAACUUUCCAUUUUGGUAGACUGACUUUUUCUCAUUCUUCUCAUUGUUCCUUUAUCACCCUCACCAUUUGCAUUUUCUCUGCCCCCAUCAAACAGUAUUUUCCCAUCUUUAAAUCAUUUUCCUUAACACCACACACACACACACACACACACACACCAAGAAAAACCAAUUGAAAAAUGUAAAAUCUAAAGACUAUGGACGCAAAAAUUCUAAAUAUUUUCUAUUCAAUUGUAAAUAUGUAUGAAUUUUAUUGUUUAAAGGCGAAUAUAAACAGCAAAUAUAGUCAUAAAUAUACACAUAUAUGUAUAUGUAUGCAUGUGUAAUAUGUAAGUCUGUUUUGUGUAUGUGUGUAUAUAUAUAUAUAUAAAGCAUGACUUUGCAUCGAUUAUUGUAUUAGGGAAUGAAAUAUAAUGAACAAAAUGAACACAAAUUUUUGUAAGCGCAAAAUGCUGUCUAUUGUAUUUAAUAUAUUAAAUAUUAUUAUUUAAGCUUAAU
Drosophila obscura is the source of this 2464-nucleotide messenger RNA. Its product is annotated as centrosomal and chromosomal factor. The transcript has 3 exons. The record is from RefSeq and is a predicted model, not a curated record. Lineage: Eukaryota; Metazoa; Arthropoda; Insecta; Diptera; Drosophilidae. Bases 17 to 1552 code for a protein of 511 amino acids.